This is a messenger RNA of Rubroshorea leprosula, 1339 nucleotides long. The record is from the annotation of a GenBank genome assembly. Lineage: Eukaryota; Viridiplantae; Streptophyta; Magnoliopsida; Malvales; Dipterocarpaceae.
CAGUCUGUAUGAGGAAUUCAGCCUUUGACUGUCUCACGGUCCUUGGAGCUGACAAUGGGUCAAAAAGAAAUUCAAUACACUGAAAAGGCAAUCUUUUGAUGACGUUUGAGAUUCAAUACAUAGAAAAGAUUGUGACGGGUCUUAACCUUCUUAUGGAGAAAGGAAGGGAUAGAAUGAAAUAGAAACCCAGUUGCGACCUAAGUUCUUCUCAACCUCCAGAUCUUCGGCGAUCUUCUCCUUUUUCCUCCUCUAGACCCCGAACCUUUCCUCCUCUGAUUUUUGCCAUGAAAAUCACUUGAGUUGCAAAUUUAUUACCCCCGAUUUCUCCUUCUCUUGUCCGAAAAUCCGUCUCUCGACCUGAAAUCCCUCACUCUCUUACUCUCUCAACUGCUGUCUUUUGCUCUCGGAGUGGUUUCAUUCAGACCGAUCUGUCCCGGCUUUCGUUUUCGAUGGUUCAAGUCGAUUUCGUCACACCUCCGGAGGUCCGUUUUAGUGCCAGAUCGAAUUGUAGCGUCAUUCAGCAGUUACAGACUUAGAUCUCAAGGUGUUAAAAAUAGUCGAGCCGCUUAAGAAGGUUUUUUCCCAAAAAAAAAGAAGAAAAAGAAAGAAGGUUUGGAAGAUGAGAACCAGACCGACUGGCAGAUGUGAUUACAUUAUUCUCACUCCAAUAAGAGAAAUUAAGAGAGUUGUAUUAAUCAAUUAAUAUUUUUUUUACAUCCGCUCUCUGAAGAUGUAGAGUAUGCUUAAUGAUGGUUUAUUGGAUUGUGUGUUGAUGCAGCAGCCACUGCCAUAAUGCUUCCCCGAUCCAUUGGGGAAUUCCGGGUGAUUCCUUAAGCCAUGUCUUUAAUUGUAUUCUGAUUGGAGAUGGACGUUCACAUACUCAAAUCAAUCUGUCUUAAAUAUAAUGCCUUGUAUUUUCUUUUUUGUUCUAAUCAAAAUGCUCUUAAAUUUUUUUCCUAAGAAAAUCUAUUGCCCACUGGACCGUGUCUUUUUAGUUUUUACCAUUCACCGUGCUUAGGGCAGCAUGUUACCACGACCUACAUACUGGUGAUAUCAAUUCACAAUGAACUUGUGGGUCACGUUCCACAUUCCUCUAGGGACCAUGUGUCGUACCUUUUCAAAUCGUUUUUACAUUAAUCGGAAACUUGGGACUGAGUGGAAUUUUAGUGACGAAGAACUGCAGCAGUGACAAAGAAGCAGAACUGCAGAGGGCACCUCUAUUAAAAUUUGAUGAAAAAGAUGAUUGAGCGAUAAUAUUUGAUUGGUUUGACUGAAUUCACAAAACCGGCUCCAGCUUUAAUGUGUAUGAUAUUAAUUUGAAUACAAGGUGUAGUGUUAG